CAGGAUAUUAGGAAGGAAGGAUCAGAUAGAGGGGAGGGUUAUAUAUUUUAUUUCUGCAAUUGGACUUAUAUUUCAGACAUUGGGCCGCCGCUGAGCUCCGGGAGGGCAAUGUGACCAACUGCAACACCAGAGCUUAGUGGGGCACCUGCUUGGCAGCCUCGUCCUCUGGGGCAAGAAGGUUCCAUUCUGCACCAUCGGCUUUCAGUUGCAAUGUCUCCAUUGAUGGCAGUGAUCUUAACCAUAGCGGCAAUAGAAAGUAAGGGAGCUUCAGGCAAACCUGUGGUUUCCUUCUCCCCUAACUGGGCCACCAUCCUCACCUACGAGUCCAUCACUCUCACCUGCGAUGUGGGUUCUCCUGCCCAAAGGGACCAGAGGUUUACUUGGUACCGAAACCAUCGCAGCCUAAACAUUAACGAGCAAAGCUAUACAGUAAAGUAUGCCGAGCAGGAGCACAUUGGGGAUUAUCAGUGCCGGGCCGGAACCGGAGAUAUCAGUGAAGCUGUUCGACUGGAAGUCAGUGGUGCCCAUGUGAUCCUGCAGGCACCACCCAUGGUUUUUGAAGGAGAUACUCUGUCUCUGAGAUGUCACAGCUAUGACAAAUACCCCGCGUCAGAAACAAAGUUCUACAAGGAUCACAAGGAGAUCAAGAGCUUGGGCACGGCCUCGGAAUUCCUAAUGGGCAAAGUAAAUGCGGAAAUGAGUGGGUUAUACAAAUGUUCCAGGAGAAUAAUGUAUCAUUCCUCUUUACAUAAUUACUCCGACCAAGUGGACAUUUCCAUGCAAGAGCUGUUCAGUUCCCCACAAAUCAAAGUGAGGCCAGAUCAGGUGACAGAAGGGGAUCACAUGACCAUAACAUGUGACACAAAGCUCAACCCACGCAGAGCGACGACAGAGCUGCAGUUUGCUUUCUACAGAAAUGGGCACAAUGUGCAGGGAUUCAGUUUAUCCAACCAAUACGGAGUCCCCUCAGUUCAGCUGGAGGAUUCUGGGAAUUAUAUCUGUGAGGUACAGACUCCCACCGGAAGUGUGAGGAAGAGGAGCACUGGGGUGCAAAUGCAGUUAUAUGGGGCUGCACGUAUAUAUUGGAUUAUCAUUGGAUUAUCUCUGCUCUCCAUCCUUCUCAUUGGCGCUGCCCUCACCUACAAAUACAGGCACAGCCUGGCACUGCCCCUCCUCUGUAACUGCCUCCGUCAUCACAAACAAGGUAGUGACAGUUCAACUGCCCUGGUCAGGUUGCCUAACGAAGAGAUGGGCGGGCCGGAGGCAGAGAAUCUCAGGGCUUCCGAGGAGUUCCCAGAGUAUGGCAAUUUGCCUCUCAGAGCCGCGGCUACAGAAGAAGAAGAUGUCUGUUACAGCCAUAUUAAUAGCGGCCAGCUACACCGAGUCUUUUCAUCUGCAACCUAUAGACCUGACGACUGCUCAGUAAUUUACUGUGUUGUGAAGCCAACGGAACCCUGGGAGAACACGUCGGCGCAAGUGUCAGUCUGCUAAGGCGCUAAUAUUAUAGGGACCUUAUACAGAGCAGCUAUCGAUGAAGACGUAAGACAUUCUCAUUGUAUAUAGGUGGGACCCAAAGGUACUGACUUACUGAAGUAUUACAGCACACUGAGAAGAAACAAAGGAUUAUGGGAAAUCUGUGAUUCUCAUUAAAGAUAACCCAACGUUGUGUAAAUAGUUCAAAUAUGAGUUGCUUGGUACCACAAUGAAGCCUUCACAGAAACUGGGGCAAAAGAAGAAAUAAAAUGUUUCUGUUGAGUUCUACAAUGAUCCGGGGGAUUAUAUAGUUUAACUGUACAUUAAAUCUCUAUCUUUCUCUUACUAACAAUACAAAUUACAAUCAGCCAUUAUACAAGAUGUGUUUGUUCCUACAGGAAAGCCAUUAUUAAUACAGUUUAUGCUUCUUGAUCGUUUUCUUCCAUUGUCUCUCAAUAUUAAAGAUACUCAAAACUGCUCUCUGAA
This is a messenger RNA of Xenopus tropicalis (tropical clawed frog), 1959 nucleotides long. It is a transcript of the gene fcgr1, whose product is annotated as Fc receptor, IgG, high affinity I. The transcript has 12 exons. Lineage: Eukaryota; Metazoa; Chordata; Amphibia; Anura; Pipidae. Bases 211 to 1491 code for a protein of 426 amino acids. The record is from RefSeq and is a predicted model, not a curated record.